AUGCGCGGUGACCGCGCCGCUCGUGACACGCGACACAACAAGGACUAUGAAAACUUAAAGUCGUCGCUCAAAAAAGGAGCGAAGACUAAAAAGCAUAGGGUCGUCUUUGAUGAGAGCGCAAAUGAAUUUUUUGAGGCCGAUUAUAUUAUUGUUGUUCGCGAUGAAUGCGGGUACUCCGACGAGGGAGAGACCGAGGAGUGCUCAGGAUGCGGAGCCUGCGAGCGGUUCCAGGAGCCGGAAUCGGGCGCGCUCAGCCCUCCGGAGGGCUAUAAGGAUUUAGGGCUUUUCAAUCGGGAUGGGACUUUAAGAGAGCAAGCAUGGUGGGAUGCUGGGGACGUAAUGCUGGUGGGAGAGAGAUCGGGCACCGUUUUCACACCGCAGCACCUGCAACUGCUGCGUCGGCUGCAGAGGGAGAGGAUGUUGCGGUCACCUGUGUGUUCGGAUUGCGACGCGCACCCCACGAUUCACCAACCGCACGACCUGGAGUACAAUUACGAGGAAGAAGACAACAGUGAUGUGGAUAGGGAGCUGCGUCCAGUAGCGCGUCGUACGUUGAAGCAUAUCGCGGCUGGCGAGGAAAGGCCACGUAUAAAUUCAAGUCAGCAGACCACGCCGAUUGAAGAAAAUUCAAUCGAUGUGGCCAUAGAAGAACUGCCAGCAGCUGAGCUACCGACAACAGUUCCAAUAGCCAGCGAAGAAAGUGAUACGGCGGAUGUUGACGAGCAAAGAUCGUGCGACAGCUCACCACUAAGGCAAAGAAGGGCGGGCAUACUUAAGGGGGGAAGGCUAUGGAAAUCGUUGGACAACGACAAGGACGUGAGCGAACAGAAAGACAACCGACAAUUGGCGAAAGCACUUAGAGACGACGACGUAUUGGCCACACAAAGAUCUGUCAGAUUUGUCGAAAAACCCAAAGAUUGUGACGAGGAACCAAUAGAAAAGGAGAAAGAGCCUCCACAGUUAUCUAAUCCGGACCAAAGUUGUCAAAAGGAUUACAACACCAACACUGGUCAUAAGCUAGAAACACCGUUAAUCCUGGCAAUUAAUGUUCCUAAGACGAACUCGGCAGUACAACAAUUAUUCAACAGCAGCAGACCACCACCUCCGGCAAUUGAAGCACAUUUGGUCACUUCGGAGACCCUCAGGGCUUGGGAUGCUGGAGUUCGACCUAAAACCGAAGAAGCGGCAGUGAGGCGGGUAGCUGAAAGAAAUGCAUUGAGGUGUUCACUUCUUAAAAGCGAAGCACGAAAAAAACAGCAACCAAAGCAAGAAACAACGUCUUUAUCUGAACGCAUAAGACUCUUGACUUGCGACGUGGAGGACGAAGAUCAGCGCGAAGACCAACGAUCAUCGCAUCCGGGUGCAAGCAUUGACAAAUUUUCAAGCAGUAGCGAGAAAUUGAGCGACAAAUCUUACAACAGUAUCGAUAAAAACAACGAAAAAGCCUUCGGAAGUGCAUCCUCUAGUUCCUCGUCGUCAACUCUGUCCGCGCCCGUGCUCACACGCCAGCACCCUCCAGACUUGGGGGACGUCCACCAAGAACCGCAAAAGAUAAGGCCUGAGCCUCGACGACAGUUUCUGUCUACUCUGGCACCGUUGACAGCUUGCGUGGGAAGCGCUGCUCAUCACGAAGGGUUCUACUAUGUGCCACCUGGCGACCGCACUUCUGCAUCUUCAGCUACUAACUUAGACCUCCAAGAGCACAAUGAGUCACCAGCACCUGAUGUUGUGGCAGGAACACCAGGGGCUGCUGAAAGCGACGACGGUCUCGCAGCCUUUGCACGUGCUUCUGCACCACGAACGGAAAGGUUGCGACAGCGUUAUGGCCACGACUCGCAACCAGUCAGCAGUGAUGACGAGCAUGAUGACUAUGGUUUCCAUCGUCGGCCAGCUGUUCGAGGAAUAGCGGUGAAACAACAGCUCGGAGCGUCGGAUGACAUCCUUCAACAGAUGCAGAACGAACUGCAGCCAACGGCCACACCCAGUACCACGUCCCAGAUGCCAGUCCAUGCUUGCCAACGCACUAAUAACACUUCAAACUACUCCUGGCCGUACUACUCCGAAGCUAACCUCAAUUCAAGGCCAACGAGUCGUUCCAGCGGCAUUGCUAAAUGGUCUAAGGGGGAUUACGUUUCACGGCAAAGCAGCGCUCCGGUUUCGCAGCACAGUGACGCAUGCUAUGCGCACGCGCAGAGUAUGGCCUCAUACCACUAUCAGCGGCAACAAGAGAAUAUGUACCGAAACUGCUCACUCUACGCUAACGUUGGGUGCUCUGAUAGCAGUCAAGAGUUGUACAGUUCUCAAACGAGUUCGGAACAAACUUCCCCGGUGCGUUCAGCGCGGUGCAGGAGGCCAGAGUCACCACCCCCUAUUCGCAGCCACCACCAACUGCUCUACGUGCCGUAUAGCAACAACUAUCACUAUCAACAGGACUACACGCCGCAGAAUUGGACCGCCAAUGAAUAUAAUCGCAUGCAUCCCUAUUACCAACACCAGUCGAUAAGCGGAGCAAGUACACCGCAACCAGCCGCGGUACCUCAACGAGCGCAUUAUUCGCACGCCUUGCAUUUACAGACGCUCUGUCCCGCCCCAGCCAGAUACCGCCCAGUACCUGCACCGCAACCAGGUGGUGGGAAACAGAUGAUCUGCUAUUCUGAGAAGGUUGCAGCUCCGAUGUACCAGCCAGCCCCCGGUUCACCUUCUCGUGCUGGAAGGGGAGCGCCUGAAGGGGCGCCUACAGCCACAUCGCCCAUGACCGCCCCUCAGAACCCUGUAUACUACGCCAUGAAUGUUUGACGCGGCGACUAGGUGAAAAUAGUAGUGGGCCCUGACGCUUUGCGAAUAAGCGUUCAACCGCCAACGGAUGCA
Messenger RNA from Pararge aegeria (speckled wood butterfly), 2868 nucleotides. RefSeq lists its product as uncharacterized. The transcript is spliced from 17 exons. The record is from RefSeq and is a predicted model, not a curated record. Lineage: Eukaryota; Metazoa; Arthropoda; Insecta; Lepidoptera; Nymphalidae. Bases 1 to 2796 code for a protein of 931 amino acids.